Rhizoctonia solani is the source of this 1326-nucleotide messenger RNA. RefSeq lists its product as uncharacterized. The record is from RefSeq and is a predicted model, not a curated record. The coding region runs from base 1 to 1326 and encodes 441 amino acids. The transcript has 4 exons. Lineage: Eukaryota; Fungi; Basidiomycota; Agaricomycetes; Cantharellales; Ceratobasidiaceae.
AUGUCUGCCCCUCGCACUCUCAUCACACGUACUGCUCGUGCUUCGCUCCGUUCUGCACCUCGUUCGCAGACUCGAGGGGCUCGAUUCGAGUCGAUGCGAGCGGAUAUUACUCACACAGCCAAUCCUAGUCCUGUUUCAAUCACUCACAUUGCUUCUGGACUAGCUGGCGGAGGAGCUGUUCUCCUCGGUGGCUACGUGUGGUACCAAUUCUCAGGCGUCAAGACUGCAGUCGAUGCUUCUCACAGGAUUUCCAAUACUCUCAAUAGCGCCAAGACUCAAAUCAAGGAUUCUCUUCCUCCUCCAAACGAGGCGCUCUCCUAUCUUCGUUCCGUAGCCAAGUCCUACGCGGUUUUUAUCCCUGGCGGCUCUCAAUCUGUGGACUCGAUAUUCGAUUCGAUCGAUGAACUACACAAUAGCCAUCGCGACGAGAUUGACUCGAUUAUUUCCGGCGCAUACAAUGACAUCAAGAAGAUCACCAACGAGCGCAAGUCAAUGAAUGUGGAUAGCGUGAUGGCCAUUCUUGGAGUUGUCCAGAAGCGUGUUGGGGAGCUCGGAAAGGUUGCCGGAGAGCUUUCUUCCGACGCCGUUACCCCUAUUCUCGAGCGUCACCCCAAGUUGCGCGAGGCACUUGGCGGAAACUGGGAAGAGUUCAAGGAUUUCGCCAAGCAGCAUGGUCCCGAAGCAAAGAAGCUAUACGACGAUACGGCAAACAAGAUUAUCGAUACCGUAAAGUCUAACGGCGUUACUGCCACUUCAGUCGCUACUAUCAUCCAAAUCGUACGCGAGAAGUCGGAUGAGGCGAAGCGCGUUGCUGAAAAGACGGGCCGGGAUGCUUGGGAGCGGGCGAGGAAGCAGGCCGGACCGGCUCUGGACAAGAUGCCGGACAUUAGGAAGCUACUCGACGAGAAUUCGUCUACUCUCAUGAGCGUCGGGGGUGGCGUUGCUGCGAUAAGCGGAAGUAACUCUCGCGAGAUUUGGGACCGCAUCAAGCAAGUGGCAGAUACCAAGGGUAACAUUAGUGAGGACAAGCUCAAUGAACUCAAGAAGUUCAUCUUGGAGAAAGUUGAUGCGGCCAAGAGCGGGAAGGGCGGCUUGAAGGACAUGGCAGAUAAGUUCUCGGGCGGAGGAUUUGAGAGUAUGGUAAAGAUGAUUCCUGGGGGCGAGCAGGCGCUUGACUCAACUCCUGACCUACGAGAGUUAUUCAAGAUCGCUCAAUCUCGUAGCGACGAUGCUCAAAAAUUGACCCGGGAGACAUACGAUGAUGUCUUGAAGGUUCUGAAAGAAAAGGCUGAGAAGGCUAAACGUCUGGCCAAUGAGUCUCAUUAA